Messenger RNA from Syngnathus acus (greater pipefish), 1085 nucleotides. It is a transcript of the gene cldn5a, whose product is annotated as claudin 5a. The record is from RefSeq and is a predicted model, not a curated record. Gene Ontology annotation, biological process: bicellular tight junction assembly; cell adhesion. Bases 225 to 872 code for a protein of 215 amino acids. The transcript has 2 exons. Gene Ontology annotation, cellular component: bicellular tight junction; plasma membrane. Lineage: Eukaryota; Metazoa; Chordata; Actinopteri; Syngnathiformes; Syngnathidae. Gene Ontology annotation, molecular function: structural molecule activity.
CAAACCCAAAAACAUCAGUGUUUCUGCGAGUCCAGUUGUUUUCACAUUCACACAAAGGAACUGAGCGCUGCCGUUGCAUAGAGAGAGAGAGAGAGAGAGAGAGAUGCGCAAAUAAGAAGGCACUAAAGAAACGCCUUUGAGAAGCCAAGAGGAGAGCGAGAGCGACUUUGCCAAGUGCUUUUGGACGCGUCGCUGAUCGGGGGGAAAAGAAAAGAAAAGCGAAGAUGGUGUCGGCCGGCUUGGAGAUUCUGGGACUGUCGCUGUGCGUGGUCGGCUCUCUCCUGGUGAUGGUGGCGUGCGGGCUGCCCAUGUGGAAGGUGACCGCGUUCAUCGAGGCCAACAUCGUGGUGGCGCAAACCAUCUGGGACGGCCUGUGGAUGACGUGCGUGGUUCAGAGCACCGGGCAGAUGCAGUGCAAGGUGCACGACUCGGUCCUGUCCCUCAGCCACGACCUCCAGGCGGCUCGGGCGCUCACCAUCAUCGCGUCGGUGAUGGGCGUGCUGGGGCUGAUGGUGGUGAUCGCCGGAGCGCAGUGCACCAACUGCAUUCGCAACGACCACGUCAAGGCGCGGGUGGUGAACGCCGGCGGCGUGAUCUUCAUCAGCAGCGGCCUCUUCGUCUUGGUGCCCCUGUGCUGGAUGGCCAACAACAUCAUCUCGGAUUUCUACAACCCGCAGGUGCCCGGCUCCAAGAAGCGAGAGAUCGGCGCCGCGCUCUACAUCGGCUGGGCGGCCACGGCGCUCCUCUUUAUCGGCGGGGCCGUGCUGUGCUGCUCCUGCCCGUCCGGCGGGAACGCGGGAUACUCGGUCAAAUACGCGCCCACCAAGAGAGCCACGCCGAACGGGGACUACGACAAACGGAAUUAUGUGUAGCCCCGCUCGGACUUGGCUUCUUUCUUGCUUUCUUGCUUUCUUUUCUUUCUUUCUUUCUUUGUUGCACCUGCCUUCCUUUAUAUCCUCGACUCGUUCAAUAAGCUGCAUGGACGGACGGACGGACCAACCACGUUUUUCCUAUCAGCGGGACUUUUCCCGUCUUCUUUUGGAAACCUAAAACUACAUCAAAGGACUACAGUAUUAGGUACAUGC